This is a messenger RNA of Strongylocentrotus purpuratus (purple sea urchin), 3783 nucleotides long. RefSeq names its product myosin-4-like. The record is from RefSeq and is a predicted model, not a curated record. The transcript has 31 exons. Lineage: Eukaryota; Metazoa; Echinodermata; Echinoidea; Camarodonta; Strongylocentrotidae. Bases 1 to 3783 code for a protein of 1260 amino acids.
AUGAGUGUCACAGUAAAGCAGAAGAAAAACCUUCCUCUUCUACCAAGUAGACUGAGGAAGUUGGGUGAUACCAUCUUACCCCACAUGAAGGAACAGCUUGGUGCACGACCCGCAGAUUCAUUCAAAGUACAGAAAAUCCGCGGCGAAAGCGUGCAACUUUUGCUGAAAUUCCUUCAAGAAUCUUUUGAUCUUGCGCCUACGACCACCCCGGCAGAAACGGUCUGUAAAUUGAGACUAAAGAUGUCCCACACAGACAACAAGAUCAAGAGGAUGACAGAACAUCUUAAGGACCAUGAUGUUCUCUUGUUUGACGUACAAGAGGAGCUCAACCUUGGUUCCGAGGUCAAUGCGGUCAGAACUGCACGAGCCUUCAAAAAGUACAUCAGAACUUCCAAAGAGCAAACCGCUUACCUUGAGAAAACCAUCAAGGGUAAUGAGGCACUCUUGAAGACCUGCAAAGAGAUCGCUGGAGUAUCCGGUCACCAUGCUCCUGCUGGCCUAGCUAGCUAUUUCAGCUCCACAUGGAGCCGACAGCGCCACGUCAUCUCAAAGCUCAACAACACCAUCCAGGAACUGAAAGAGAAUGGCCACUCUCUUCCAAAGAAAGACUCCAAAGCUGACCUAGAAGAGUCUAUCCUGGAUCUGGCUCGAGCAAUGGACGUGGACACAUCUAACUCCCCCAUCUCGACCAUAGUCACUGAGAUGAAAAGCACCUUCACAUCUAUGAAGAAUGACGUCAUCAAUCUCAAUGACAUGGUCAAGGUCAAGAAGGAAGAGAUCAAGAAUGUCCAAGAUCUCGAGAGGACGAAGACCGAUCGCAUCGUCGAACUCGAGAAUGAACUGGACGAUCUCAAGACCAGGAACAACUAUCUGGACCUUGACCGGAAGCAAACCCAAGAAGAGCGCAAGUCAGCCGCCAAACUUGUCAACGACCUGGAGCACAAGAUCAGUGAUCUUCAAAUUGGCAAUGGCAGAAAGACGCUUGAGAUUGAGGAUUUGCUUCAGCGUUACGAGGAAGCCGGAGAGGUUGUUUCUAACCUUCAAUCAGAGCUGGAUGACACCAAACAACUCAACCAGUUUCUCAAUCUACAGAUCAAGGACUUAGAUAGGCCUAAUGCUAAGGACAACGCUGCUGUCGAUUGGGAACAACAGAAGAAGGAACUGGAAUCAGAUCUUGAGAAACUACAAACCAGCGAGUCCAAGAAAGACAAUCAGAUCUUGGAGCUGGAGAAAGAAAUCGCCAUCUUGCAGAAACAGAAACAAGAACUUGAGACAAACCUUGAGACCCAAAAGUCUAAGGACACCCAGACAGACCUUCCCAAACCCGAGUCGCAAGAUCAAAAGACUACUGAGUUCUUUAGGAAGACCGUCUAUGACUUCACAAUGCCAAAGAGUCAUCCUGUAAGAGACGGAGCCGAAGAUGACCAUGUGCUGGUGGAAAACAAAGUUGACGAUUCGCUCAGGCAAAUGAAAGAACAAGGUCUACAACUCGAGCGCCUGCACCAAGAGAAAGAUGAUCUGAUCUCACAGCACGAAGCAGAUAUAUCACGGGUUACGAAGAAGAAUGUGGAGCUAGCCAAACUCCUCCAGGGUUUGAUUGAUCAACGUCGAGAAUCGAUCUCUUUGAUCCAGGAAUGUGGUGAUCAGUGUGAGUGCCUCGAUCUUCUUCUAAGACGAAACACGGAAAGAUUACGGGGUGAAAAGGAGAAACACCGCGUGAUGACCAAGAAUACAACUCGCCAGGAGAAGGUGGCCGGCAUUGCCAACCCUGUCGGGACCCAAGAACACACUGAUGUUGACGGAAAGAUGGCAGCCAUGACUCGAGAAGUUGAGAAGCUUCGAGAAAAGAUCGCCCACUUGAAAACCAAAAUGGCCGACAUCUCCACAGAACUAGAGCAGAGUCAGCAAGAUUGUCAGAAGGUGGAGGAAAAUUUUGCCAAAGCAUCUCAGCAGCUCAAGAAGUUUGAAAGUGGGAUGGAAGUGGUACAGAAAGAAAAGGACAAUCUUUCUUCUCAAAUCAAAAACAUGCAGAAGGAUAAGAAGGAAUUGGACAAUCAACUAAAAGCUGUGAAUGAAGAGAAAGACCAACUUCAAUCUCGCGCUGACAGCAUGGAAGAAGAGAAAGAUGAUCUUUCGGCUCAGCUGAGUGAAGCUCAUAAACAAUACCAGGAAUUGGAAGAGGGAUUCGCGGCUGUGUAUGCGGAGAAGAAACAACUGCAGACUCUUACUCUCAGCUUGGAGGGGGAAAAAGACGAACUUUCAGCUCAGCUCAGUGAACGUCUCCAGCAAUAUCAGGAACCAGAACAGAGUUUCACAGCCGAGGACCAAGGGGGAGAACUAGAAUGGGACGACGAGAUAGAACCCAUGCAAGAGGAGAGAGAAUCAUUCCAGGAGGAGAUAGAAUCAUUCCAGCCUCGCUAUAAUAGUUUUACAGAGGAGAGACAUGAACAGAAGUUUAAACUCAGGAAGACUCCCAAACAGCGCCAGUUCCUGGGGGAGAUAAUCCCGGUCAUCAGAAAGAAAACGGAUCCUGAAAAGAAACAACCUAACAGUCAAGCAGAGAAACACGACGACCUCUCAACUCGGCUUGAGGAAGCCACUCAGAAAUAUCAGGCACUGGAAGAUAAACUUAGUUCUUUGGAAGAAGAAGGUGAGAAAGAACAAGAAGUUGCUGCAAAACUGAAGGAGGAAAAUGGCACCCUUUCAACUUCACUCGGAUCCAUGCGUAAUCUAUGCAAGCAUCUCCAAGAAGAGAUGGAGAGUUUGAACCAAGACAAUGAGAAACUCCGUCAGGAACCUACACACGUUGAGAGUCAAGACGAUGGACUUUUCGAGGAACUUGAGAAAAGUAUGGAGCUAUGUCAGGUCUUAGAAGAAAAAGUCGCCGCUGCAGCCACCGAAAAAGCACAGUUCGAGCAAGAAGCCUUGAAAUGGGAGAAAGAAAAGGCCAAUCUUUUGACACAACUUCAAAACAGUCAGGCACAGUUUCAGCUGUUGCAAGAUCAGUUCGAGUCUGUUAGUCAAGAUAGUGAAAAUCGUCACAUACUUGGUUCAAAGUUGAUUGAGGAAAAGGAAGAACUUUCCAUGGAACUUGAAGACAGUCGCAAGGAAUGCCAGGAAUCCGAUGUAAGACUGGAAAUCAUCCACAAAGCGACUGAAAUACUCGACAAGAGGAUCGCUGACAUACAGCAGGACAGGAGAGAGCUCCAGGAGAAAUUAGAGACUGCUGAGAAAGAGCGUCUGGAAUUCACGGAGCAAAAUAAGGCUGCCAUGGAAAAGGUCGAACAAGCGGAAGAACUCAGAAUGGAGAUUGAGGAAAAGAAUAAGAAACUCGAGUAUGAAAUCAAGCUGGCUAAGAACAAAGUUAAGACUGCCUUCGCUAUGGCUGACGACUACAAGGAUGAUAUCAAAGAUCUUAACGUUCACAACAGAGGUCUCAAAAAUCAAAUAGAGUUCCAGAAGAAAAACAACGAGGAGCUUAAAGAGAAAGCAUCCACGAUGAUCGAAAUGAUUGCUCUCCUGGAGGAGAAAUUAUUACUAGCUGAGAAUAAACAGAAGGAAUGUGAGGAAGAACUACAGAGUAUGAAAGCUUCAGUGGCCGCAGCCGCCAUUCAGUAUGGACUCAUAGAAAAGGUUGGGGAUUCAAUCUGCAUCACUGACCUGUUCCAGGCUCUCGAUGACAUGAACCAACUCAAUGCACACUUGAAACUCGAGAUUGCGAAUUUGAACAGGACCAAAAAGACCUUCGAAGAAAUGGUACGUCACACCGUUAAAUUUGAUUGA